Messenger RNA from Ostrea edulis (European flat oyster), 2079 nucleotides. Its product is annotated as heat shock 70 kDa protein 12A-like. The coding region runs from base 167 to 1921 and encodes 584 amino acids. The transcript has 5 exons. Lineage: Eukaryota; Metazoa; Mollusca; Bivalvia; Ostreida; Ostreidae. Gene Ontology annotation, molecular function: ATP binding; ATP-dependent protein folding chaperone. The record is from RefSeq and is a predicted model, not a curated record.
CAUGCGUAAUCUCUCAUUUAAAAUCCCUUGCCAUAUCUAUCUAUUGACAUUGUAAAAUGAAGCAUGACUUAUGCAAACUAAAUCUACCUGCAUGCGCAUUCUAACCGGAAACCUUAACUUUCGGUUUGUAUCAAUUUCUUCAGUAAUGGUGAUAUAAAAAGCAGCCAUGUCAAUAUCGUCAAGGGAGGGUCUCCUGGUUUGUGCCAUUGACUUUGGUACAACAUACUCGGGGUAUGCAUACUCAUUGAGAAGUGAUUUCGCGGAGGAACCUUUGAAAAUAUUCAUCCCAAACUGGAAUGCACCAUCAAGUGUUUUGGUAUCCUACAAAACUCCCACCACCCUUCUUCUUGGGAAAGACAAUGAGUUUGUUGCGUUUGGAUACGAGGCAGAAUCAAAGUACUCGGAGUUAGCAGAGGAGGACUAUCAUCGAGAUUACAGUUACUUUCGAAGAUUUAAGAUGGAGUUGAGUAAAAAAGUCGGAGAAGGCAAGAGACUUACCACGGAUACAAAAAUAAAAGAGAUCACGGGGAAACGGGAAAUGUUGGCGCUGGAUAUAUUUGUCCAUUCCAUAAAAUAUUUUAUAAGACAAGUGUUGGACACAGUCAGGAGGAAAGGAACAGGGGUGAGAGAGAACGAGAUCUCGUGGGUACUGACGGUGCCUGCCAUCUGGUCAGAUCCUGCCAAACAGUUCAUGCGAGCGGCCGCAGAAAAAGCUGGUAUUCCAAGACAUAGACUCAUGCUUGCUUUGGAACCAGAGGCAGCAUCUAUCUACUGUAGUUAUCUGCCGUUAACAAAACUCGAGGGAGGCGAAGUGGGUGUGUUCAACGCAGGCAGUAAAUAUCUCGUUCUGGAUGCUGGGGGUGGAACUAUUGACAUAACAGUUCAUGAAGUCACGUCAGAUGGAGACCUGAAGGAACUGGAGAAAGCGAGCGGGGGUGACUGGGGCGGUAAUUAUGUUGACAUGACCUUCAAAAGCUUUCUUAUGGAAGUGGUCGGAGAACAGUACAUGGAGGCGUACUGCUUAUCGCACACUGCAGAUUAUAUCGAACUUUUUCGAGACUUCGAAAUGAAGAAAAGAAAGAAAACCGCUGUACCACAGUCGAAAGUGACGAUGAAGAUUCCCGCUUCUUUCACGGAGUGGUAUAAGGAAUACACGAAUGGCAUAGACAUUAUAGAGACUACUAAAAAAUCAAAAUAUAACAAAAGUAUGAAAUGGGAGGGGGAUAAACUUAGAAUUACUCAGGCUUGUUUUGAUAACUUUUUUGCACCAGCAUGCACGGGAAUCAUUGACCAUAUUACUGAUUUACUGGAAAAUCCACAUCUCUCAGGAACUGAUAUAAUAUUGAUGGUGGGUGGAUUUUCCGAAUCACCAAUUUUGCAAAAGUAUAUACACGAACAUUUUAAAUGUCGCGUGGUCAUUCCACGUGAUGCGGGGUUAGCUGUGUUGAAAGGUGCCGUUUUAUUUGGCCACAACCCCCGAGCAAUAGUAGCACGCGUGACGAAGUACUCUUAUGGAGUGGCAUCGUAUGAAAAAUUCGUUCCCAAACAUCACAAGUCGACAAAGAAAGAUCGCGAUUUCUGCUCCGAUGUGUUCGAUGUACAUGUGAAGAAAGGAACAACACUUCACACUGAAUAUGCGUCACCGAAACGUAUUUAUAGGCCCAAUCGAAAAGAUCAGCUAGAACUUGACAUAGAACUUUACGUCAGCGAACAGAAUAAAUUGCCAAAAUAUAUAGACGAUGCAGGGUGUCAUUAUCUUGGGAAGUUAACAGUUGGAUUUCCGAACACGAAAGGCGGCUUGAAUCGCGAGGUUGCAGUGCAGUUAAUAUUUGGAGGGACAGAACUUAGAGUUAAAGCAGAAAACGAAGCAACACGUGACAUUUUUACAGCAAAAUUCGACUUUCUUGGAAAUGAACCGUAAUAAUAUUCAUAUAAACUGUUUUGGGUGUAAUAUACUUGGUGCUGUUGUCAACAGAAGAACUUUACAAAUAUGUCAUUAACUCCACCAAGCAGAUUGUCCUGUAGAUGCGUACAUUAAUUUCAUUUAUAUAUAAUUUUUAAAGUGACAUAUACGCCACA